AUGGAUGGUGAUUUCCCAUCUUACCUAUCCACUCAAUACAACAUAGAGAAACUCGACUUAUCCAACAAUUCUCUUAGUGGAAAUGUUCUUGAUUGCUUGUGGGGCCUUACAUCAUUCAACACUCUCAAUCUCUCAUGCAAUCAAUUUCGAAGAAAGCUUUUGUCAUCAAAGUUCAGUAAGUUGAGUGCUCAAUAUGUUGACUUGCUUAGAAACAAGUUAGAAGGGAAUGCUUUUGUUCCUCAUCCUUAUGUAGAAUUCUUGGACAUGUCUGAGAAUCAAUUUGAUGGCAUCAUUUCAGAAAACAUUGACGAAUAUGACCAGAGUCAACUCAAUUACUUGUCACUUGCAAAUAAUAAUAUGAGUGGUGUCUUUCCACAUUCUAUUUGUGAAGGAAAUCACUUGGAAGUUCUAGAUGUGUCAAAUAACAGGUUCACACGUAAUAUUUUUGCAAGUUUUGGGAAUUGCUCAACACCACUCAAAGUUUUGAAUCUAGAAAAUAAUAAUUUGGAAGGUGAGAUUAGAAGAAUGGUUUGUCUUCAAACAUUGAAAUUAGGAGGCAACAAACUACAAGGUACAAUUCCAUCAUCACUUCAAAAUUGUACUUCUUCAGAGAUUCUAGAUUUGGGAUAUAAUAACAUGCAGGGAACAAUCCCAAAUUGGAUAGGGAAUUUAAUUGGCCUUCGAAUUUUGGUGUUGAGAUCUAAUAAAUUCAAAGGUGGAAUAUGCUUAGAGUUGACAAAAUUAGAAAAUCUUCAAGUCUUGAUUUUGUCAAACAACAAUCUAUCUGGAGCUAUUCCAAGUAGCUUAAGAAACUUAAGAGCAAUGGCAAAUCAAACAGAAAGUGCAAAAGUCCUCAAGUUCUCAAAUUCAAGCUCAAUGCCUUAUUUAGAUAAAAUUAAAAUAAACAACAAAGGGCUAGUUCUAGAAUAUGUGAAAUCUUUGGAAUUGGUUCGGUGUCUUGAUCUCUCAAACAACAACUUCUCAGGUGAUAUUCCUUAA
This is a messenger RNA of Cryptomeria japonica (Japanese cedar), 999 nucleotides long. Its product is annotated as receptor-like protein 43. Lineage: Eukaryota; Viridiplantae; Streptophyta; Pinopsida; Cupressales; Cupressaceae. Bases 1 to 999 code for a protein of 332 amino acids. The transcript has a single exon. The record is from RefSeq and is a predicted model, not a curated record. Gene Ontology annotation, molecular function: protein binding.